Molecule: messenger RNA, 981 nt
Organism: Apis mellifera (honey bee)
Lineage: Eukaryota; Metazoa; Arthropoda; Insecta; Hymenoptera; Apidae
Exons: 5
Coding region: 191-739 (182 amino acids)
Source: RefSeq, a predicted model, not a curated record
UUCUCCUCACAGAUGUCGCUAUUUGUCUAAUUUGUAGCGAUCCAAUCUAUCUAUCUGUCUAAACUGUUUCUAUGGAAAGUAAUAUCGAUUUAAUUUUGAAUCUAUUCAUAACAAGUAGCGUCUUCACAGGUUGCUAAGUAAAUUCGUCGAACAGUAUCGUCGUUUACCGUUAAUAAAAGAUAAUAUCGGGAUGGCAGAAGUCAGUUAUAUUCGAAAUCCUUACCCUCUGCCGGAUCUGUAUCCUCGGGAAGGUGUGUGGACGAAAAAGCCAGUGCUAGGUAGUAAAGUUUCGCCGAACGACCUAGAAUGGAGCAGAAAGUUGAACGUGUACGAGCGUCUGUUUGCGCAUCACACGUUAACAAGUAUAAGAAAAGAUUGCAGACUUCAGAGAAAAGAGGUGCCGGAGGACUCUUUGGAUUUGGCACUCUCAACCGUGUACAUUCAUAGCAAAGACACGCUCGUGCCUAAAUCUUAUAUCCCUGUGCAACCGGAAACGUUAGGGAAGAAAACGUGGCGCGUUUUAAAGAACAAAGUCGAGAUUUACAGAGAGCCGGACAUCCCCGAGGAGUUGAAAGAGCCGGUGACCUUGUACGUGAAAGAAGCGGAGUGUUAUUAUGGCCCGGUGCCAGAGAGACGAGUCCAUCCGAGUAGCGUGAAAUUAAAUAUCACCGCGCCUCACUCGGUCCAAUCCAAUCCCGGAUACAGUCGCAAAAUCGACGGAACUUUUUACACAUUUUGAUAAAAACACGUUACAGAAAACAAUUUUGCUGGAAUGGAAUAUAUUAUUAUUAUUAUAAGGUAAAGUAUCAAUAAUCGACAAAUCCUUCUUCUUUCUUUUUAUGAAAUUAAAAAAAAGAAAAAUUAUUCUACAGACGAGAAGUCUUCGUAUGAAACAAAUACGCACAAUAACAUAAUUAUGGGCCUGAAAUAAUGAAAUUUUACGUAAUACUAUGUGAAUAAAGUAUAACAUAUCGUGUAGUA